AACAGAUGCCAAAAAUGCCCUCGUUUUCCCACUCGCGGUUGGGUUCUAAAAUCCCGGCCCUAUUAAACCCAGACCACAAGCCCAAAUCCACCAAGACCCAAGAGAGAGAGAGAGAGAGAGGCACCCGGCAGCCAUUACUCGUCCUCACUCCCACACCAACAACCUCCAUCCAGUGCCUGCCGCAGCCGCUUCUGCUGCAGCGGGGACGCGUGCAAGUACAGGAGGAUAUCCGCUUCCAUUACUGCGCUGCGCCGCGGCGGAAACAGCAGCAGCAGAGGGGUUCUUCGAUUCGGGGGGUUCGGCCGGCGGGCGCAAUAAAUUUUGCCCGGGAUGGCUCGGAGGGCCGCGUCCUCGCUCGUCUCCCGCUGCCUCUUGGCCAGGGCCUCUGCCCCCGCCGCGCCACCCGCUGUCCCCUCUGCGCUGCGCAGGCCAGAUGGGAUGCGCGGACUGUUGCCAGGCGUCCUUCAGAGGUUCAGCACUGCAGCAGCAGUAGAGGAGCCCAUCACGCCCUCAGUCCAAGUGAACUAUACAAAGCUCCUCAUUAAUGGCAACUUUGUUGAUGCUGCAUCCGGCAAGACCUUCCCAACUCUGGACCCUCGUACAGGGGAGGUGAUUGCUCAUGUGGCUGAGGGUGAUGCAGAGGACAUUAACCGUGCAGUAGCUGCUGCCCGCAAGGCUUUUGAUGAAGGGCCAUGGCCGAAGAUGACUGCCUAUGAGAGGUCCCGUAUCCUACUGCGGUUUGCUGAUUUGAUUGAGAAGCACAAUGAUGAGCUUGCUGCUUUGGAGACGUGGGACAACGGAAAGCCAUAUGAGCAAGCAGCCCAUAUUGAAGUACCAAUGGUGGCCCGUCUUAUGCGUUACUAUGCUGGUUGGGCUGAUAAGAUCCAUGGGCUCGUUGUGCCAGCUGAUGGCCCACACCAUGUACAGAUCUUGCAUGAGCCAAUCGGUGUUGCAGGUCAGAUCAUCCCAUGGAACUUCCCUCUUCUGAUGUUUGCCUGGAAAGUUGGCCCUGCUUUGGCAUGUGGAAACACUCUCGUGCUCAAGACUGCUGAGCAAACUCCUCUAUCGGCUUUGUAUAUCUCCAAGCUGUUGCAUGAGGCUGGACUACCUGAGGGUGUUGUGAAUGUCGUUUCUGGUUUUGGCCCUACUGCUGGUGCUGCUCUUGCUAGUCACAUGGAUGUUGAUAAGCUUGCAUUUACGGGAUCUACCGAUACCGGCAAAGUUGUUCUUGAGUUGGCUGCAAGGAGCAACCUUAAGACAGUGACACUGGAGUUAGGAGGCAAGUCUCCUUUUAUCAUCAUGGAUGAUGCUGACAUUGACCAUGCUGUUGAGCUUGCGCACUUUGCCCUGUUCUUUAACCAGGGGCAAUGCUGUUGUGCUGGAUCUCGCACAUUUGUACAUGAGCGUGUUUAUGAUGAGUUUGUGGAGAAAGCCAAGGCUCGUGCAUUGAAGCGCGUCGUUGGUGAUCCAUUCAGGAAAGGUGUUGAACAGGGCCCGCAGAUUGACGACGAGCAAUUCAACAAGAUCUUGCGCUACAUUAGGUCUGGUGUUGACAGUGGAGCUAACCUUGUGACGGGUGGUGAUAGGUUGGGUGAGAAAGGUUACUACAUCCAGCCAACGAUUUUCUCAGAUGUCCAGGAUGGCAUGAAGAUUGCUCAGGAGGAGAUAUUUGGGCCUGUUCAGUCAAUCCUCAAGUUCAAGGAUCUCAAUGAGGUUAUUAAGAGGGCAAAUGCGAGCCCAUAUGGAUUGGCCGCUGGUGUGUUCACCAAUAGCUUGGACACAGCCAACACCCUGACGCGUGCGCUCAGGGCUGGGACCGUCUGGAUUAACUGCUUCGACAUCUUCGAUGCUGCAAUUCCCUUUGGUGGGUACAAGAUGAGCGGCAUUGGGAGGGAGAAGGGCAUUGACAGCCUGAAGAACUACCUGCAAGUGAAGGCAGUCGUCACCCCUAUCAAGAACGCCGCGUGGUUGUAGAUGCUGCAAGUAUGGCCUUCUGGAUAAGAACUACGGAUAUUCAUUUCCUCAUCACAUCCCGCACAAUAAUAUGAAGGCGAUAAUCAGUUAGAUGACGAUGAAGAACGAACAGCUAUAAUAAGAUUUGCCCUUUGGUUGUCAGUUAUAUCUCUAAUAAGCCUUUUGGUUGGUGCCAUAUUGUGCAAUUUGGCUGCACCCUUUUUCUUUUGGAUAAGACUAUAUUGUAGCAACGGAUUUUGCAGAGUUCAUUAUGAAAAAACAUUUGUUAGAAGAGCAGCACUGCAGCAGUCACCCAAUUGCUCUCAUGUCCCCAAUUGUCAUAUUGGGGUUAAAGUUGUUGCAAAUAAGGGUUUGUUUGGUUGGUG
This is a messenger RNA of Sorghum bicolor (sorghum), 2339 nucleotides long. RefSeq names its product aldehyde dehydrogenase family 2 member B7, mitochondrial-like. The coding region runs from base 331 to 1974 and encodes 547 amino acids. The transcript has 11 exons. Lineage: Eukaryota; Viridiplantae; Streptophyta; Magnoliopsida; Poales; Poaceae. The record is from RefSeq and is a predicted model, not a curated record. Gene Ontology annotation, molecular function: aldehyde dehydrogenase (NAD+) activity.